Molecule: messenger RNA, 1326 nt
Organism: Lecanosticta acicola
Lineage: Eukaryota; Fungi; Ascomycota; Dothideomycetes; Mycosphaerellales; Mycosphaerellaceae
Source: the annotation of a GenBank genome assembly
AUGGCGCGUCCCAAGACCGAAAUUGUCGAACUUGACGGUCGAACUUUGGAAGGAGGCGGCCAACUCAUCCGCAUAGCACUCUGUCUUUCAGCCCUCACCAGGACGGCCGUCAACAUCACCAACAUCCGAGGCAACCGAAGCGGAGGCGGCGGCCUGAAAGCCCAACAUCUGGCCUGCGUCAACUGGCUUGCACAUGCCAGUAACGCCCGUGUCCAAGGAGCCGAGAAAGGGAGCAAGACACUCCUUUUCCAACCAGGAGAGAUCCACGGCGGCCUCUCACCCGCAUUCAAAGAGCGCCGGCUCGAGGACGGUAGCGCAGGGUAUGAAUCCACCCUCGAGAUCGGAACAGCAGGUAGCACAGGCUUGGCUCUGCAGGCCAUCUUACCCUUCAUUCUCUUUACCAGAUUUCCUUCACCUCUGCCCGUACAUCUCACACUGAGCGGUGGUACCCACGUGUCCGGAUCGCCUUCAUUUGAGUACAUUCAACACGUACUCCUCCCCACAAUCGCCAGACUUGGCUUUCCAGAGAUCAAGGCGAGCCUAGCAAAACGAGGCUGGAAUCAAGGAGGAUCGAGCAUCGGGAAUUUCACCCUCGAAAUUCCACCAAGAGGACCAACCGUCUCGCUUCCAGCAUUCCAACUCGCGCCUUGGUCCCCAAAAGCCUGCUCCUCCUCCUCCUCCUCCUCCUCCUCCUCCUCCUCCUCCUCAAUCGACGCGUCCAGAGCAGCAGCAGCAACAUUACAUGCCAUCUUCAUCGCUCCGACAUCAACCCACGAGCAUCUCCGUCACGUCCUCCCACCUUCCCUCCAGACCCACUUCCCCAACAUACUCUCCUCGAACACGAACAUAGAAUGCCUCCCCUCCCUACACGCAAAACGCUUCUACCUCAUCCUCAUUUUCCAGCAUCCCGACUACACCCUCGCCACCGACUGGCUCUACGACCGCAAAAUCCCCCCCAACCACCCCGAUCGCCCCGCGACGGAAAUGGCAGACCGCGUCACCCGGUCCCUCGCCGCAGAAGCCGCGUCGGGCACGUGGGUCGAUGAACAUCUCCGCGAUCAACUUGUGAUUUUCCAGGCGCUCGCGCAUGGUCGGUCGGACGUUUAUCCUGGUCGGAAGCGGAAGACUGACCCGGAAAGUCAGGGGGAUGGGCAACUGAGGGAGCCGAGUCUCCAUGCCCAGACGGCCGAAUGGGUCGCCAGGAAGAUGUUGGGACGGACGUGUAGAUUUUACGAAGCGGGAUGUGAGGGUGUUGGCUUUGCAGUGGAAGGACGAGAGCGAGUUUUGGAGUUGGAGGCAGAGCUGAGGGCGUUGCGGAUUGAUUGA